AUGUCAAAAACCCCGGAGUUCUACUAUAACGUAAGCAAAAAAGAUCUCUACGUCAUGUUCUCCAAAGGAAUCCUUCUUCAAGAUGCUAAAGUGUGCUUGUAUAUAGGCAGUAAUGGAGAAAGAAGUGAAAUGAUAUCAGCGACAACGUUUUCAUAUGAAAACAACAGAUCACAUAAGCGGAGAUCUAUUCAAAAAUCAAGAUUUCAAAGAGUGUUGAGGAUUACAGAUAUUACAAAUCUAAAGACUCAUAUCAAGAUUAAAACCCAGUUCUUAUCUCCAAAUGUGAUUUAUGGGGCUUACCUUAUUUUCAAAUUUUGUGAGCCAAGAAAAAUUUCAAAUAAACCAGUGUAUGUAAACCUCAAGUACAAACUCGGAAGUGAAACCUUGCAUGCAUAUUUUGCAACAUGGGGAGAUGACGACUGGUUGAUGAUAGAAUUGAGUAGGUUUUCGCCUUACACUAAAGAUGUCGAUUUUGAGGUUCUACUUGAGAGCAUGUCACGACCCUAUUGUGGGAGUGGUGGAAUCUACGUUGAAGGCAUCCAUUUUCGAGCCAUCACUAAUACAACUUUGAAGAUGAGGCCUGAAGUACAUGAGAAAGUAACUGGAGUAAAAGGAAUCUUGAAAUCGGACUCAGAUCCUGCGCUACAGGUGUCUGUUGAUUACGAUGGAACAACCCAACCAGAAUGUGAUGAAAAGGUUAUAUAUUUUGAACUAAUUGUAUACACGCGUACAGGAAAACUAUAA
This is a messenger RNA of Helianthus annuus (common sunflower), 744 nucleotides long. RefSeq names its product putative F-box protein PP2-B12. Bases 1 to 744 code for a protein of 247 amino acids. The transcript is spliced from 4 exons. Lineage: Eukaryota; Viridiplantae; Streptophyta; Magnoliopsida; Asterales; Asteraceae. The record is from RefSeq and is a predicted model, not a curated record.